Alosa sapidissima (American shad) is the source of this 3167-nucleotide messenger RNA. RefSeq names its product ribosomal protein S6 kinase a, polypeptide 3a (gene rps6ka3a). The record is from RefSeq and is a predicted model, not a curated record. Gene Ontology annotation, biological process: intracellular signal transduction; protein phosphorylation. Bases 321 to 2510 code for a protein of 729 amino acids. Gene Ontology annotation, molecular function: magnesium ion binding; ATP binding; ribosomal protein S6 kinase activity. NCBI's taxonomy places the organism in Eukaryota, Metazoa, Chordata, Actinopteri, Clupeiformes, Clupeidae. The transcript is spliced from 22 exons.
UUUGACAUGAAUACCGGAAGCCCGUGAUUGCACCAGACAAAUCGACCUAAGAAAAGUUAUCAUAGUUAAAUGCGUUCAUAUUUAUAAUAUAUAAUAUACCGACUUUACGCAGAACGUAACUUUAUGUGUUUAGUCGCCACGGGUUUGUGUUCGGAAGGACGUUUUGUAUGCAUAUAUUACUUCUCGCAAACUUUGCCCCCUGACUAUCGUUGUUACAUCGUGGCUUUUUUUUUAGUUGUGGCAAACUUAAAGUUGAGCUCAAACUCAUUAACUCGACUAUAUCAGGUCUGGCACUUUAUAAAGUCCCUUAGAACAGUAACAUGCCAUUGGCACAGUUUCCAGAUCCGUUUCAGAAGUUACCCUUAAGCAAUGACACAGAGCAGGUCACUGAUGAUGCCAUGGGGGAAGAGGACCAUGUUGAAAGUGAGGACUCUGCUGUAGAGAUCAACAUCACCAAUGUGGUUAAAGAAGGCUCAGAGAAGGCUGACCCGUCACACUUUGACCUCCUCAAAGUUCUAGGACAGGGCUCCUUUGGCAAGGUGUUUCUGGUGAAGAAAAUUACAGGCCCAGAUGCAGGCCAGCUCUAUGCCAUGAAAGUGCUAAAGAAGGCCACGCUUAAAGUGAGGGAUCGUGUGCGGACCAAGAUGGAGAGGGAUAUCCUGGUGGAUGUCAACCACCCCUUCAUUGUCAAACUUCACUACGCCUUCCAGACAGAAGGGAAGCUUUAUCUGAUCCUUGACUUCUUGCGAGGAGGUGACUUGUUUACUCGGUUGUCCAAAGAGGUCAUGUUUACUGAGGAGGAUGUUAAGUUCUACCUGGCUGAGCUGGCCUUGGCGCUUAAUCACCUUCACACUCUUGGGAUCAUCUACAGGGACCUCAAACCAGAGAAUAUUCUUUUGGAUGAAGAGGGUCAUAUCAAAUUGACAGAUUUUGGCCUGAGUAAGGAAUCGGUGGACCAUGAAAAUAAGGCCUACUCUUUCUGUGGGACGGUGGAGUACAUGGCCCCAGAGGUGGUGAACCGCAGAGGCCACACCCACACAGCUGAUUGGUGGUCCUAUGGGGUCCUCAUGUUUGAGAUGCUGACGGGGACGUUGCCCUUCCAGGGAAAAGACCGGAAAGAGACGAUGACCAUGAUUCUCAAGGCCAAGCUCGGCAUGCCACAGUUCCUGAGCGCUGAGGCCCAGUCGUUGCUGCGGAAUCUCUUCAAGCGCAACCCUGGCAACCGCUUAGGAGCAGGGCCCGACGGUGUUGAGGAAAUUAAGAGACACGCAUUCUUCUCAACUAUUGACUGGAACAAACUGCUCCGUAGGGAAAUCCCACCUCCCUUCAAGCCGGCCACUGGAAGAAGAGACGACACUUUUUACUUCGACAAGGAGUACACCGCCAGGACCCCACGUGACUCUCCUGGUGUACCCCCCAGUGCAAAUGCUCACCAGCCCUUUAGGGGUUUCAGUUUUGUGGCCAUUUCUGAAGAGGAAUGUCAGCCCCCCACCACACAGCAUUGCCCCCCUCUGAGUAAUGCGCGUAAUGCACGUCAGUUCUCUGAUGUGUACGAGUUGAAGGAGGACAUCGGAGAGGGAUCCUACUCCGUCUGUAGGCGCUGCAUACAGCACAGCACUGGAGCCGAAUACGCCGUCAAGAUCAUCAACAAGUCCAAGAGAGACCCAGCUGAGGAGGUGGACAUUCUGCUUCGCUACGGCCAGCACCCCAACAUCCUCACACUCAAAGACGUGUAUGAUGAUGGGCGGUCAGUCUACCUGGUCACUGAACUGAUGAAAGGGGGGGAGCUGCUGGAUAAGAUCUUGCGUCAGAAGUUUUUCAGUGAGCGUGAGGCAAGCGCUGUGCUACACACCAUCACUAAAACCGUGGACUACCUGCACUCACAGGGGGUGGUCCACAGGGACCUGAAGCCCUCCAAUCUCCUGUACGUGGACUCCUCUGGUGAUCCCUCCUCCGUUCGCCUGUGUGACUUUGGCUUCGCCAAGCAGCUGCGGGCCGAUAACGGCCUUCUCAUGACACCCUGCUACACCGCCAACUUCGUUGCUCCCGAGGUUCUGAAGAAACAGGGCUAUGAUGCUGCGUGUGAUAUCUGGAGUCUGGGUGUUCUCCUCUACACCAUGCUGACAGGCUUCACUCCAUUUGCUAACGGGCCUGAUGACACUCCAGAGGACAUUCUGACUCGUAUUGGCUCCGGAAAGUUCUCCCUGACUGGUGGAUACUGGAACUCUGUCUCUGCAGAGGCCAAGGACCUGGUCUCUAAGAUGCUGCACGUGGACCCUCACCAGCGCUUAACAGCCGCUCAGGUCCUGCGCCACCCGUGGAUUGUCCACAAGGACCGUUUACCUCAAUUCCAACUACAGCGACAAGACGCUCCCAAUCUGGUCAAGGGUGCGAUGGCUGCAACCUACUCGGCUCUGAGCCGCCAUGUGUCCCCUGCUCUGGAGCCAGUGGGUCGCUCUACACUGGCCCAGCGCCGCGGGGUGAAGAAGUUGCCCUCCACCGCCGUCUGACCUCAGAGUCACCUCUGCUUUACCUCAACAUGACCCCUCAGAUGACCUCAAGAUGACCUUUGGAUAACCUUUGGACAACUUUCAGACAACUUCCAGACCACCACUACCAAGUAUGGUAUGAACCAUAUCUGUGUGCAGAUGAGGACUAUCAAUAAGAAAAUGACCGAGAGAUGGACUUUUGAUACACUGUGUUUAGUUUUUGAACAUUUCUAUUUCAUUCUGCCAUGCUUUAGAACGUUCCGCCUAGUUAUAUCAAUUUAUACUGCCUCCCUCACCAAGUACAAACACUGAAUCUGUGUCUAAACACCUUCCAUUAUGCAGCUGAUGCCUCAGUAGGACUCCUACACAAGUUGACCUUAACAGCUGCUGAGUUAAAGAUUUAAUAGUCAGUUAAUAGUUAGUUAAUAAAGUUAAAUGGUGAACAGAUGGGAAAGGUUCAAGCUAGCCUACCUAGCAUACUAACAUGACUGAGCAUUAGCAUGGACCGCUCAGAUAGCAUAUCGCUGAUGACUUGUAAAACAGUGAAAAUAUAGCUAUAGUUUUGGUUAUACCUAAUGAUUGCCAUGCUUAUUCAUCUUUCUGAUUCCUGAAAUCACAGCACAGACCUGAUUUAGUUUGUCAUAAUUGCGUUCUUAGAUGUUAAACAUACACAGGAGA